Gossypium raimondii (Peruvian cotton) is the source of this 1620-nucleotide messenger RNA. RefSeq lists its product as uncharacterized. NCBI's taxonomy places the organism in Eukaryota, Viridiplantae, Streptophyta, Magnoliopsida, Malvales, Malvaceae. The record is from RefSeq and is a predicted model, not a curated record. The transcript is spliced from 3 exons. Bases 1 to 1620 code for a protein of 539 amino acids.
AUGAAGUCGAAAACAAUUGAUUCGUUUUUUAAAAAGAAAAGUACAGAGACUACACAAUCACCUUCAGAAGCGUCACAAAUUGAGGUACCACAUUCAUCGUUUGUUCCUUUAAACCCUGAUGCUCGUCCUUCUAAAAUUCCUAGAGUUGAAGAUGAGGCACUUGAUUUGUCUAACUUAGAACGUGAACUUGGAUUACGGUGUGCUUUUAGAGGUCAUGAUGAAAGCUCAGGAUCAAAAAAUUGUGGGAACUUUCUUGAAUUUUUAUCACUAUUAGCAUCGUAUUGUGGGAAAGUUGAAGAUAUUUUGAAAAGUGCUCCAAAAAAUGCUAGUUAUACUUCUUCAACAAUACAAAAAGAGAUAUUGCAAAUUUAUGCCAAUAGAGUUCGUAAUGUAAUUCGUGAAGAAAUUGGUGACAGAAAGUUCAGCAUUAUUAUGGAUGAAGCAAGAGACAAGUCAAAAAAAGAGCAAAUGACAAUUAUUUUGAAAUUUGCUGAUAAACAAAGACAGGUAAAAGAACAAUUUUUUGAUAUAGUCCAUGUUAAAUAUAUUGCAUCAUUGACUUUGAAGAAUUUAGCAUUGGUUGCAACAGCUAGAGAAGUGGUUGAAGUGCAUCAAUUCUUUAAAGACUUGUCUGAUAUUAUUAAUAUUGCUUCGGCUUCUUCCAAACGACACGAUGAAUUACAAAAAGCCCAAGCAGUUGAAAUAACUCGUUUGGUAUCCAUCAAUGAGUUAGCAACUGGAACAAGAAUGAAUCAAAUUGGCACUUUACAACGUCCUGGUGAGACUCGAUGGAGUUCCCAUUUAAAUUUAGUUACUAGUUUACUGAAGAUGUACAAUGCUACUAGCACAAUUCUUGAAAAUCUAAAAAAUACCGCUUCUAACUAUUCUCAGCGAGGAGGUGUUCAUAAAACAUAUAAUAGAUUAAGAUAUUUUGAGUUUAUUUUUAUUUUGCAUAUGAUGAAGGAAGUUUUAGGGAUUACUGAUAACCUUUGUCAAGCUCUGCAACGUCCUUCUCAAGAUAUAUUAAAUGCCAUGAGUUUAGUUUUGACAACGAAAGGUUUAAUACAAAAUUUAAAAGAUGAUGGAUGGAAUGAAUUGGUGAAAAAUGUAAUAUAUUUUUGUGAAACUUGGGAGUUGGAUUUUCCAGAUAUGAAUGUUCAAUACAUUGUGGGUUGUAGUUAUAACAAGAAGGAAGAUGUUACAGUGGAGCAUCAUUAUCAAGUGGAUAUAUUUUUUGCUACAAUAGAUACUCAGUUGCAAGAAUUGAAAAGCAGGUUUUACGAAAAUGUUGCCGAGCUUCUCACUUUUACUACAGCUUUAGAUCAUAAGGAGCUUUUCAAGUUAUUUGAUAUUAAUAAAAUUUGCAUUCUUGUAAACAAGUUCUAUCUAGAAGAUUUUUCUCAACAAGAGAAAGAAUGUCUCCCAUAUGAGUUGAAGCAUUAUGAACUUGAUGUAUGUAAGCAUCCUAAUAUGAGAAAAAUAUCAACACUUUCUGAACUUUGCAAAAGCUUAGUUGAAAAUGGAAAGUCAGUCAUGUACCCACUCGUUGACAGAUUGAUUUGUCUUAUAUUGACUCUUCCAGUUUCAACAGCAACCUCAAGAUGGAAAAUGAUUUUUUAA